UUGACCGGCAACGAGCCCAGAGGAAAUCGGGAUCACAGCCAAGACGCAUAGCAAUUAUAGAAUUGGAUCGGAUUGGUUUGGAUCGCCUGAGGAGCCUUAUGCCGUUGCUGCAUCUUCGUAUCGUUUAGUUUUAUUUUAGCUUAGCAUCGGAAGGCAUCCGGGUGUGUUGCAUUCUCCGUUGAGGACCAGCUCCUCGCGAAAACGUCAGAGGAACAACACGGGUGUCAAUUUCCGUAAACGCUAAGAGAUUAGAAAGCAGGCACCACAAUGGACGCGAUCAAGAAGAAGAUUGCGGCGCUGAAGCUGGAGAUGGAGGCUGCUAGUGAAAAGGUGGAAACUAACGAGAACAAGGCAAAGGCGGAAAAUCUACGUGCCGAAAAAACAAACGAUGAGGUCCGAGACCUGGGCAAGCGUCUUGCACAGCUAGAGCGCGAUUACACUAUCAGCAAAGCCAACCUCGAGCAAUCUACCAAGGCUCUGGAGCAGUGCGAAAAAUCAUUUUCGAAGGCGGAGCAGGACCUGUCCGGAUUGACGAGAAGGGUCCAGCAAAUUGAACAGGAUCUUCACAAAAGAGAGGAAACGCGUUUGACAGCCCAGACGAAACUGACGCGAGCAUCCGAAUUAGCGGAUGAUGCCAAACGUAUGUGCAAAGUAUUGGAGGACAGGAGUCGGCUGGACGAAGAGCGCAUGGAGAAGUUGACGGCAGAGUUAAAAGAUGCGCGACUACUGGCUGAAGAUGCGGACCAAAAAUCCGACGAGAUUUCAAAGAAACUGCAGUUUGUUGAGGAAGAAUUGGAAGCCGCCGAAGAGAGAGUGAAGACUAGUGAAGCAAAAAUUGUAGAGAGAGAAGACGAGCUGUUCAUUGUACAAAACAUAGUAAAGUCACUCGAGGUCUCCGAGGAGAAGGCAAAUCAAAGAGUGGAGGAGUUGAAAAUACAGUUGAAGCAACUGAAGGCAAAGUUUAAGGGAACUGAAAAGCGAGCGAUCGGCGCAGAACGUACCGUAAAAAUGCUGUUGAAGGAUGUUGAAAUGAAAGAAGACGAACUGAGAGGAGAGAAGGAAAAGUUCAAAGCCAUCUGUGACGACUUAGACUCAACUUUCGCCGAGAUGACAGGAUAUUAAUCUUUUCUCUCUAUAUAUCACGUUUAUUGUUAUUUUCUAUGAUGCAACACGCAACGCAAUGCUUACGCCUGCUUAAACACAGCCUGUAUUUUUUUUAUCGCUUGACGAUUUCGCUAUCAUUGGCUUCACUGCAGAAUAUCACCUACAUCGGGCUUUCAGCUUUAAAAAUAACCAACAGCUAUGCUUUAUUUAGUAGUUAAUUCAUUCAUGAAGAAUGCAACUACUAUGCUUACUGCUGUGCGCUUGAUUACUUAAUGUCAACGUUAAUGUCAAGCUAUUUUCAUUAAGAAAAGGUGUUACUCAACCGAAUAGCGAUACUCCACGAUUUCGUUUAUUUUUCAGCAAUACGAUCCCUUGGCUACACGAAAAAAACCUCAACAUCUUCAAAUU
Messenger RNA from Diprion similis, 1512 nucleotides. RefSeq names its product tropomyosin-1-like. Gene Ontology annotation, biological process: actin filament organization; muscle contraction. The coding region runs from base 268 to 1122 and encodes 284 amino acids. The transcript is spliced from 7 exons. The record is from RefSeq and is a predicted model, not a curated record. Lineage: Eukaryota; Metazoa; Arthropoda; Insecta; Hymenoptera; Diprionidae. Gene Ontology annotation, cellular component: actin filament. Gene Ontology annotation, molecular function: actin filament binding.